Molecule: messenger RNA, 2088 nt
Organism: Aspergillus heteromorphus CBS 117.55
Lineage: Eukaryota; Fungi; Ascomycota; Eurotiomycetes; Eurotiales; Aspergillaceae
Gene: ptcF
Product: type 2C protein phosphatase ptcF
Exons: 3
Coding region: 25-1833 (602 amino acids)
Biological process (GO): protein dephosphorylation
Molecular function (GO): protein serine/threonine phosphatase activity
Source: RefSeq, a predicted model, not a curated record
CCCCCCCCCCCCCCCGCCGGCUCAAUGCGUCGUGCGGCUAUCCAGGCUCUCCGUACUGCCCGUCGCGUGCCAACAUGGAGGGUCGCUGGUAGGAAACCGUGCGCCGUGUCCUUCUCCAGCAGUCGUCUCGGCCUUCGUCCCUCCUCCGGCAGACAUCCUUCUUACCUCCCCGCUACUCUGCAGUCGUCGAUGCAUCUCCGGAACUUCUCGCUCGCUGUCAUCUCGACCGUCGUCGCCUCGGGUGCCUGGUACGCCUAUCAGGGCAACGGCGCUCAGCAGGCAUCGGCGGGCCUGAACGCAACCUCCGCCUCACAGCUACGCUCCCUUACUACUACUUCCAGCGCCCAUGCGGAAGACCCUGCGGAGACCACCCGCCGUGCUCUGCUCGUGGAUAAUGAUCAGUUCUAUACCGCCACCCUUUCCGGAGAGCAGCCCGUGUUCAAGAACACCGACGAUUCCGACCGCCGAGUCCUCGAGAUGUUGACCCCGGAGCAGGCCACACAGAAGCUCAGGAAGAAUGAGGAGUCGUACAUGGUGAACCGGGGCAAGGGAGUGGUCCGCUACGAUGUUGUCCAGGUCCCCAGCAAUUCUCCGAUCGAAGAUGACCACGCUGAGAAGGUGGUCGAAGUGCCGUCCUCCGUGGCUACGGCCACGGAAGGCGAGUCCAGCAGCGAUUGGAUGUUCUGGGGAGUGUUCGAUGGCCAUUCCGGCUGGACGACUUCGGCCAAACUGCGCAACGUCCUCAUCUCAUACGUCGCUCGGGAACUGAAUUCCACCUACAAAGCCGCCGCCGCAGACCCAUCCGUGCUGUUGCCCUCGUCCGCCGCCGUGGACGCUGCGAUCAAGCAGGGCUUCACUCGUUUGGACAAUGACAUCGUUUACAGCAGUGUCGACAAGGUGCUCAAGGAUAAAUCGCGCCGCGCCGCAGCCGAGAUGCUUGCGCCUGCCCUUUCCGGUUCCUGCGCUCUCCUUGCUUUCUACGACUCCCAGUCCAAGGACUUGAAGGUUGCUGUUGCUGGUGAUUCCAGGGCCGUUCUGGGUCGCCGUGGUCCGAACGGUAAAUGGUCGGCAACACAGCUCUCCGAAGAUCAAACCGGUGGCACUCCCUCGGAGAUGAACCGCCUCCGAGAGGAGCACCCCGGUGAGCCCAAUGUUGUGCGGAACGGACGAAUCCUCGGCCAGCUGGAACCCAGUCGGUCCUUCGGAGAUGCAUUCUACAAGUGGAGCAAGGAUACGCAGGACAAGAUCAAGCGCCAGUUCUUGGGCCGCACCCCUCACCCCUUGUUGAAGACUCCUCCGUACGUGACUGCUGAGCCGGUGAUCACCACCACUAAAGUGGAGCCCGCCCGCGGCGACUUCCUGGUCCUCGCGACCGACGGUCUCUGGGAGAUGCUGAGCAACGAGGAAGUUGUCGGGCUCGUUGGUCAAUGGGUUGAGCAGCAGCAGGCCGGUGCCGGUGGAAGCAACAAGACCUGGCUGAAGAGCUGGUUUGGCUUCGACAGCAAGCAGCUCCCUAUAGAAGAAUCCAAGGAGACCAGCACUGAAGGCCAGCGCCCUCCUAUCCGCCAGCAGCAGUACGAUAUCUCCGGUGUGGCCAAUCGGUUCACCGUCGAGGACAACAAUGCGGCCACUCACCUGGUGCGCAAUGCCCUGGGAGGAAAGGAGAAGGAUAUGGUUUGCGCUCUGCUGACUCUUCCGAGUCCCUAUUCUCGUAGAUACCGUGACGAUGUGACCGUCGAAGUGAUCUUCUUCGGCGAGGGCCCCGACUUGCGCACCAUCACCGUCAACGAAGAAGCCAGCGCGUCCGAGGAGAACGCCAAGGCGAAGCUGUGAUUCGGACGUCGUUGCAUGUUUUACCAAUUAUCGGCGUAGAAAGACGCUGGAAAGAUUUUCAUGACAUCAGACUGUUCUUUUUCCAUCUUAUUUUCCAAAAUCGUAUUAUCGGUCCAUGUUCGGCUGCAUCUAUCUUCAGAUGGCAGUAAGCUGGCGUUAACUCCUGCAGGCCUGGGAUGGUGGUUUGUUGUAUGCAUUAGCAUCCUUUACACUUAGAAAAUGUUACGCUGUCUGGUCACCAAGACACUCGGUUGU